GUUUCCGGGUUGAGCCCGGGAGGUGGGAGGAGGCGGCGUUUCCGGCCGCGGUCGCUGUCCUGGGAGGCUGAGGCGAGAGGGAGCUGUCCGGGUGGGGAGCCCGCACUACCUUCUUCCUUUUCCUCCUCCUCCGGGUGAGGGGAGCGAAGGCUGGGGCCCCGACCCCAUGGACCGGGAGGAGGCGGAGGCCGCCGAGAGUCGGGGCCCCGCUGUGUGGCCCUGAGCCCCGUGAACUGGUUCCGCCUGUCUGGAAGGCCAUGGAGAAGAGGCUGGGAGUCAAGCCAAGCCCUGCUUCCUGGAUUUUUUUUGGAUCUUGUUGGCAGAUAUCCACGAAAUGGUUGAGAAGCCUGUACCUGUUUUAUACUUGCUUCUGCUUCAGUGCUCUGUGGUUGUCAACAGAUGCCAGUGAGAGCAGGUGCCAGCAGGCGAAGACAGAAUUUGGAGUUGGCCUGAGAUCUGGGGGAGAAAAUCACCUCCAGCUUCUUGAAGGAACCCCCUCUCUCCAGUUGUGUUGGGCUGCCUGCUGCCAAGACCCUGCCUGCCAUGCCUUUUGGUGGUUAGAAGGGAUGUGUAUUCAGGCCGACUGCAGCAGGCCCCAGAGCUGCCGCACUUUUAGGACAGACUCUUCCAAUUCCAUGCUGGUGUUUUUAAAAAAAUUCCAAACUGCAGAUGAUUUGGGCUUUCCACCUGAAGAUGAUUUACCACAUAUUCUGGGGCUAGGUUGGAGUAGGACAUCUUGGAGGAGACAGAGUCCACCCAGAGCUCCACUCAGACCCACUGUAUCUUCCAGUGACCAUCAGAGCUUAACUAGGAAGCUUUGGAAGAGAGACAGUCCCAGCGAAGAAGUAACUACACAUAUAGUGACACAGCGUUCUGAAAUGAAUGACUCCAAGGAAGUAGGUUAUCUGAACACCAGUGGUUCUGCAGAGGUCCACAAGGCAGUCAUAAUUUCCAGUCCCUUAACCCCCGUCCUGACUGCGGAGAUUCCUGGUUGGUCAAAGAAUGGGUCGGUCCAGCCUGAGACAUCAGAGGAUCCUGGUACUACGCCUAGUGCUCAGCAAGUAAAAAGCCUUGGGAAAAUCCAGAUUUCUACCCCUCUGCCAGUGUCUCCAUCCUACAGUUAUGCUACCCCUAACCCUCAGGCCUCUUUCCAGAGCACCUCAGCACCAUACCCAGUUAUAAGGGAACUGGUGGUAUCUGCUGGAAAGAGUGUCCAGAUUACCCUGCCUAAGAAUGAAGUUCAGUUAAAUGCGUAUGUUCUCCAAGAACCACUUAAAGGAGAGACCUACACCUACGACUGGCAGCUGACGACUCACCCGCAAGACUACAGCGGAGAGAUGGAAGGGAAGCACUCCCAGAUCCUCAAACUGUCCAAGCUUACUCCAGGCUUGUAUGAAUUCAAAGUGAUUGUAGAUGGUCAAAACGCCCAUGGGGAAGGCUAUGUGAACGUGACGGUAAAACCAGAGCCCCGGAAGAAUCGGCCUCCAGUUGCCAUCGUGUCACCACAGUUCCAGGAGAUCUCUCUGCCAACCACUUCUACAGUCAUUGAUGGCAGCCAAAGCACUGAUGAUGAUAAAAUCGUCCAAUACCAUUGGGAGGAACUUAAGGGACCUCUGAGAGAAGAGAAGAUUUCUGAAGACACGGCCAUAUUAAAACUAAGUAAGCUCGUCCCUGGGAACUACACUUUCAGCUUGACUGUCGUAGACUCUGACGGAGCCACCAGCUCUACCACUGCGAGCCUGACCGUGAACAAAGCGGUGGAUUAUCCCCCUGUGGCCAACGCGGGCCCCAACCAAGUGAUCACCCUGCCCCAAAACUCCAUCACCCUCUUUGGGAACCAGAGCACUGACGACCAUGGCAUCACCAGCUAUGAGUGGUCACUCAGCCCCAGCAGCAAGGGGAAGGUGGUGGAGAUGCAGGGUGUUAGAACCCCAACCCUGCAGCUCUCUGCCAUGCAAGAAGGAGACUACACGUACCAGCUCACAGUGACCGACACCAUAGGACAGCAGGCCACUGCCCAAGUGACGGUUAUUGUGCAGCCCGAAAACAACAAGCCUCCACAGGCAGAUGCAGGCCCAGAUAAAGAGCUGACCCUUCCCGUGGACAGCACAACCCUGGAUGGCAGCAAAAGCUCUGAUGAUCAGAAAAUUAUCUCCUAUCUCUGGGAGAAAACACAGGGACCCGAUGGCGUGCAGCUCGAGAAUGCUAACAGCAGUGUCGCCACCGUGACAGGGCUACAAGUAGGAACCUACGUGUUCACCUUGACUGUCAAAGAUGAGAGGAACCUGCAAAGCCAGAGUUCUGUGAAUGUCAUUGUCAAAGAAGAAAUGAACAAACCACCUAUAGCCAAGAUAACUGGGAAUGUGGUGAUUACCUUGCCCACGGACACAGCAGAGCUGGACGGCUCCAAGUCCUCAGAUGACAAGGGAAUCGUCAGCUACCUCUGGACCCGAGAUGAGGGGAGCCCAGCAGCAGGGGAGGUGCUAAAUCACUCUGACCACCACCCGAUCCUCUUUCUUUCCAACCUGGUCGAGGGCACCUACACAUUUCACCUGCACGUGACUGAUGCGAAGGGGGAGAGUGACAUGGAUCGGACCACCGUGGAGGUGAAGCCUGAUCCCAGGAAAAACAACCUGGUGGAGAUCAUCUUGGAUGUCAACGUGAGUCAGCUAACUGAGAGGCUGAAGGGGAUGUUCAUCCGCCAGAUCGGGGUCCUCCUGGGGGUGCUGGAUUCCGACAUCCUUGUGCAAAAGAUUCAGCCGUACACGGAGCAGAGCACCAAGAUGGUAUUUUUUGUUCAAAACGAGCCUCCCCACCAGAUCUUCAGAGGCCACGAGGUGGCAGCGAUGCUCAGGAGUGAGCUGCGGAAACAAAAGGCAGACUUUCUGAUAUUCAGAGCCCUGGAGAUCAAUACUGUCACGUGCCAGUUGAACUGUUCUGACCAUGGCCACUGUGACUCCUUCACCAAACGCUGUAUCUGCGACCCUUUCUGGAUGGAGAAUUUCAUCAAGGUGCAGCUGAGGGAUGGAGACAGCAACUGUGAGUGGAGCGUGUUGUAUGUUAUCAUUGCUUCCUUCGUCAUUGUUGUCGCCCUGGGAAUCCUGUCCUGGACGGUGAUCUGUUGUUGUAAGAGGCAGAAAGGAAAACCCAAGAGGAAAAGCAAGUACAAGAUCCUGGAUGCCACGGAUCAAGAGAGUCUGGAACUGAAGCCAACCUCCCGAGCAGGCAGCAAACAGAGAGGCCCAGUGCCGAGCAGCAGCCUGAUGCGCUCCGAGUCGGAGCUGGACAGCGACGACGCCAUCUUCACGUGGCCAGACCGAGAGAAGGGCAAACUCCUGCGUGGUCAGAAUGGCUCCGUGCCCAACGGGCAGACCCCACUCAAGGCCAGGAGCCCACGGGAGGAGAUCUUGUAGCCCACCUGGUCUGCUUCCUCAGGGUAGGGUCGGGCAGUGCCAGGGUUGGAGCAUUGCCGGGCUGUUUCUCAUGCUUCCCGUGUGUGGGCAGCUGUUCUCCCAGCAUCUGCUGGUCACUCCACCCUAAACCCUCAACCAGAGCUGCUGGUACUUGAAUCCAUUCUCCAGGAACACUGAAUGAAGCUGUGAACGAAGAGGUUCCCUCUUUAAACCCCUCUGGUAGCCCCCCACCCCACCCCAACGUCCUCACCUCAGGGCCUCCUUUUUCACGAACCCCUCCCCUGCUCCAAGGGCCAUCCAGGCAGCUCCCAGCCUCCUCUCCAGCUCCCUGUUGGCAGCAUCGCUGCUCCCAGGGCGCCUGCACAGCAAGGCCUGGCUGUGCCCCCAACACCCGGCUGUAGAACCAGGCACUACCAGCCUCCUGCUCCGAGAGCCUGCCUGCGGGCAUGUUCUUUGUUCUCUUCUCUGGGACACAGUGCACCCUUUCGCGAGGCCCGGAGGAAGUGGCGCCCCCUGUCCUCACCACUGAUGUGGGUGUCUGGCCCGAGAUGACGGGAGGACGGGCUGUUUCAGGAAUGGAGAGGGGCCCCUCUGGCUGCUGGGCUGGGCUGUCCUGUCCGACGGCUGGGCGGGCCACAGACGUUUCCCUUCCUCCUGACCGGCCACUUCAAGGCUCAGGCCCCACACCCUGCGCCUGCAGGAGACAGUCACACACUGACUGAAAGGUGACGGCAUGAGCGCAUGUGUGUGACCGCCCCGCUGCGGUCCUCUAUGUCCAGCUACGUCUUCUCCGUGUGUCCCUUGCAUGUGUGUGUCAGAACGUGCGCGCAUCAACUCCUCAUAGGGCUCUCGGCUACUUGCAAGGCAACCUUGACUUGGACAGACUUCUGAGCUCCUUGGAACAGAGACUUUCUGAAUCCCUCUGGCCCUGUCACCGGUUCCUCAGCCCUGUUCUCUGAGUGCCGAGGAACAGGAGCUUUGGGGGAGUGACUUUUUGGAAAGAAACUUAGUUUACACUACUGCACUACUGUCUGUUGUGAGAUGAUUAAACAUGCUAUUUAAUUGUA
Ailuropoda melanoleuca (giant panda) is the source of this 4480-nucleotide messenger RNA. Its product is annotated as KIAA0319 like. Gene Ontology annotation, biological process: neuron migration. The coding region runs from base 258 to 3413 and encodes 1051 amino acids. Lineage: Eukaryota; Metazoa; Chordata; Mammalia; Carnivora; Ursidae. Gene Ontology annotation, cellular component: membrane; Golgi apparatus; cytoplasmic vesicle. The record is from RefSeq and is a predicted model, not a curated record. The transcript is spliced from 21 exons.